CCUAGGUAAGCUUAGUGGUCUGACUUUCCCAUCAACAUGAAGGCUUUUCUGAUUCUGGGGCUUCUUCUCCUUUCUGUCAUAGUCCAGGGCAAGGUCUAUGAAAGGUGUGAGUUGGCCAGAACUCUAAAAAGACUUGGAAUGGAUGGCUACCGCGGAAUCAGCCUGGCAAACUGGGUGUGUCUGGCCCAAUGGGAGAGUAGUUACAACACCAGAGCUACAAACUACAACCCUGGAGACCAAAGUACUGACUAUGGGAUAUUCCAGAUCAAUAGCCACUACUGGUGUAAUGAUGGCAAAACCCCAAGAGCAGUUAAUGCCUGUGGUAUAUCCUGCAAUGCUCUGUUGCAAGAUGACAUCUCUCAAGCCGUGACUUGCGCAAAGAGGGUUGUCCGUGACCCACAAGGCAUUAGAGCAUGGGUGGCAUGGAGAAAUCAUUGUCAAAAUCGCAACCUCUCUCAGUACAUUCAGGGCUGUGGAGUGUAACUGCAAAAUUUUCCUUCUUCUUCAGCUCAUUUUGUUACUUUGCCACAUUAAGGGACACACUGCCACUAGUGUAGUGUGUCACACUACCAUUGAUUCCCCUUCAAACAAGUAGCAUUUUUACAGAAGCAGGAACAAAAUAUAGCCUUUCUCCUAAGAGCCAUGCCGUUCAUAAUUUGUGUUUUACUUAAUAGUAACCCCCCAUUUUCAGCUUACUAAUAAAGCUAAUGCUGGUGAAAAACUUACCUACAACCUUGAUUAUCAAAUAAUCUAUAGUACAUUCAGUUUUUUUUUAAAGAUAUAAUCAAGACUUAAUCUUAAAUGAUACCAGUAUUUCCCAAUAUUAGACAACAAUACAAAAAAGGCUAUCUAAAAACCACUGGAAUUUAGGCAACAUCCAAACUGUGUAGCACCCAAUGCCUUCCAUCUAUACAGUUAUCUCCAAAAAUAGGAAAAUUAACCACUCUCUUGGGCAAUAUAAAAUUCUUAAAGGAUUGGAAAGCCAAUGCCUAAAGUGAAGACUGACCGAAGGAAAAAUGUGUUUGCACAAAGUGUGUGACAUUUGGUUUAAGAAUUUUCCAUUUAUGCAGCUUUACAAACAGACUCACAAUUUAUAUAUCAAUCUGUUUUAAGCUUUGAAAGAACACUUACCUGCAUCUGACUGAUCAUAAGCCAUUAAGGAGGGAUUUAAAUGGGCUGUUGAUGUUCCCCAAUUUUAUUAACUUAGAUUCAUGCAUUUCACCUAAAUCUGAGACAGAUAAGCUUGCAUUACUAAUUAACCACAGGAGUGAAAUUAUGCAUACUGUAAAAAUACAAAUGUUAUCAUUAAAUGGUUGCAUUGCA
Molecule: messenger RNA, 1323 nt
Organism: Marmota monax (woodchuck)
Lineage: Eukaryota; Metazoa; Chordata; Mammalia; Rodentia; Sciuridae
Product: lysozyme C-like
Exons: 4
Coding region: 37-483 (148 amino acids)
Biological process (GO): defense response to Gram-negative bacterium; defense response to Gram-positive bacterium
Molecular function (GO): lysozyme activity
Source: RefSeq, a predicted model, not a curated record